GGUUCCCGCAACAGAUCGCACAGCGCCACCGGAGUGUCCAGUCGCCGUCGCGUGAGUAGGGCUUUCGAGGUUCGACCGUCGGUCAAGUCCAACAAGCCGUUGUACGUUUGGAUGCAGGAGCACAUGAGUAAACAGACGAUUGGCCUCAUCCUGAAUUUUCUGGUGCUGCUGACGUUGCUGGCGAUGCUGAUCACGAUCGUCAGUCACUUCAAAACGGGUAGCGACUCCGCUGCUGAUUGCUAUCUGGUGCAUACCUCAAGUAGCAGUCAUACUUUAGUAUGCCCAGCUGCCGGAACGCGUGAAGCAGGUUCUGAUUGCCGACUUUCUUCGGCCUGUCUUAGUUCUCGAAUAGCCUGUGUGGCCGUUGUUAGCUGGGGCGAGGACCGAGGCGGCAUAGUGUUCGAUGGUGUCUAUGUGACGAGGGACAAGUGGCUGUUUCGUAGGAGACUUCGCAACGGUCCUGAACCAUUCUUUUUCACCGGACUUGCUAUCGGCAACGUCACGUAA
Molecule: messenger RNA, 507 nt
Organism: Soboliphyme baturini
Lineage: Eukaryota; Metazoa; Nematoda; Enoplea; Dioctophymatida; Soboliphymatidae
Source: the annotation of a GenBank genome assembly